Messenger RNA from Zootoca vivipara (common lizard), 1698 nucleotides. The record is from RefSeq and is a predicted model, not a curated record. Lineage: Eukaryota; Metazoa; Chordata; Lepidosauria; Squamata; Lacertidae.
GUGCUUCUGUCAGUGUGAACACUGAGUUUACAAUAAUGAACUCAACAGAAGAGAAACCAUCUAAAGCUAUGGAGUGCAAAAAGAGCUUAAACUGGAGCAAAACUCUUAGGAAACAUCAACAAACUCCCAAGGGACAGAAACCAGUUAAAUGUAUGGAGUGUGGUAAGAGCUUCAGUGCAAAUGAAAACCUUAGACUGCACCAAAGAACUCACACUGGGGAGAAACCAUAUAAAUGUGUAGAUUGUGGAAAGAGCUUCAGUCAAAGUGGAAAUUAUAGAACACAUAAAAAAACUCACACAGGGGAGAAACCAUUUAAAUGUAUGGAAUGUGGAAAGAGCUUUGGUCGUAGGGAUACCCUUACAAUACAUCAGCGAACUCACACAGGGAAGAAACCAUUUAAAUGUAUGGAAUGUGGAAAGAGCUUCAGUCAAAAUGGAAACCUUAGAUCACAUCAGAAAACUCACACGGAGAAUACAUUUAAAUGCAUGGAAUGUGGAAAGAGCUUCAAUCAAAGUGGAAGCCUUAGAUUACAUCAGAAAACUCACACAGGGGAGAACCCAUAUAACUGUAUAGAGUGUGGAAAGAGCUUCAGUCAAAGUGGAAAUUAUAGAACACACCUAAGAACUCACACAGGGGAGAAACCAUUUAAAUGUAUAGAGUGUGGAAAGAGCUUUGGUCACAGUGGAACCCUUAGAACACAUCAACGAAUUCACACAGGGGAUAAACCAUUUAAAUGUAUGGAAUGUGGAAAGAGCUUCACUUCAGCCAAAAACCUUAGACUGCACAAAAUAACUCACACAAGGGAGAACCCAUAUAACUGUAUAGAGUGUGGAAAGAGCUUCAGUCAAAGUGGAAAUUAUAGAAGUCACCAAAGAACUCACACAGGGGAGAAACCAUUUAAAUGUACAGAGUGUGGAAAGAGCUUCAGGAAUAGUGGAAACCUUAGACUGCACCAAAGAACACACACAGGGGAGAACCCAUAUAACUGUUUAGAGUGUGGAAAGAGCUUCAGUCAAAGUGGAAAUUAUAAAAGACACCUAAGAACUCACACAGGGGAGAAACCAUUUAAAUGUAUGGAGUGUGGAAAGAGCUUUACCCGUAGUGGAACCCUUACAUUACAUCAGCGAACUCACACAGGGAAGAAACCAUUUAAAUGUAUGGAAUGUGGAAAGAGCUUCACUUCAACCGAAAGCCUUAGACUGCACCUAGGAACUCACACAGGGGAGAAACCAUUUAAAUGUAUGGAGUGUGGAAAGAGUUUCAGUCAUAGUGGAACCUUUGCAAGCCAUCUACGGACCCACACAAAGGAGAAACUAUUUAAAUGUAUGGAGUGUGGAAAGCGCUUCCGUCAAAGAGUACACCUUAAGAAUCACCAGCGAACUCACACUAGAGAAUAGCCAUUUAAAUCUAUGGAGUGUGGAAAGAGUCUCGGUCAAAGUGGACAUUUUAAAGAUACCAGAGAACAUUCAUAGCAGGAAAAAAAAGCAUUUAUAUGUGAGGAUUGUGUGUGCGAACAGCUUACUGAUAGUGGAGCACAUAGAAAACAUCAAUAGACGUACACCAGCGAGAAAUCAUUUAAAUAUAUGGAGUAUGGAUAGAGCUUCAGUCAAGAGUGAAACAAUAGUGAACUUGCAUGGGAAGAAACCAUUUAAAUGCAUGGAGUGUGGAAGGAGCUUCAAUUUUACUGCAGAUCUUAAU